Molecule: messenger RNA, 801 nt
Organism: Plasmodium gallinaceum
Lineage: Eukaryota; Apicomplexa; Aconoidasida; Haemosporida; Plasmodiidae
Product: ubiquitin conjugating enzyme, putative
Exons: 1
Coding region: 1-801 (266 amino acids)
Source: RefSeq, a predicted model, not a curated record
AUGAAAAAAACAAGAGUGCUGGAAAUAUUAACAAUAUUUUAUAUAUUUAUAUUUAUAAAAAAUGGAAAUAAAAUUUUUAUAAGAUCAAAUUCUUUUUCAAAAAUUCAUAGAUACAAAUAUCUUAUGGGCUAUGGAAACAAAUAUUCAAAUUUUAUGAUAAAGACAAGUUGUUCUACAAAAGAUAAGGUUAAUACACAUGAAAAUCCUUUAAAUUACCAUAAAAAAAAAAAGUAUAUAUUGAAAGAAAACAAAAAUGUUACAAGACAUUUAUUUACAAUACAACCAGAUAAAACUUUUAGUAGUGGUGGAUUGAAACCAUCAAAAAGUGUUUUAAAACAUAUAAAAAAGAAAUACAAGUUAGGAAAUUCUAAUUAUAGAAUCCAAAAGGAAUUAAAUAAUUUUUUAAAAAAUCCUCCCAUUAAUUGCACUAUAGAUGUACACCCAAAUAAUAUUAGGGUUUGGAUUGUACAAUAUGUGGGAUUGGAAAAUACUAUAUAUGCUAAUGAAGUCUAUAAAAUAAAAAUUAUUUUUUCAGAUGAUUAUCCACUGAAGCCACCUACUGUGUAUUUUCUUCAAAAACCACCAAAACAUACUCAUGUAUAUUCAAAUGGGGAUAUAUGUUUAAGUUUAUUGGGUGAUGAUUAUAAUCCUAGUUUAUCCAUUUCUGGUUUAAUUUUAUCAAUUAUAUCUAUGUUAUCUUCAGCAAAAGAAAAAAAAUUACCAAUUGAUAAUUAUACACAUGCAGAUGCAAAACCUGGAAGCAGUCAAAAUAAUUUCCUUUAUCAUGAUGACAAAUGCUGA